Molecule: messenger RNA, 414 nt
Organism: Arabis nemorensis
Lineage: Eukaryota; Viridiplantae; Streptophyta; Magnoliopsida; Brassicales; Brassicaceae
Source: the annotation of a GenBank genome assembly
AUGGCGAGAGUCUUCGUCUCUAUCCCUAUGCAACCCAGACAAACGGCAUUUUCUCAGCCGCAAAUUCCGUCUCCGGCGAACAAUUCCCUCGACGGAUACGGCGGUGGAGCCGGAGGAUUAAGCCUUAUCCGAAGAAUCAGAGACUGUUCCGUGGUGGCUCGAGCAGGACCAAGUACGAGUAGCUACUUGCUCGCUUUCGCCAUUCCUGCUUCUCUUAUCGCAGCCACUGUCUUCACUUCAAUAAAAAUCGCUGAUAAACUCGACCAAGACUUCCUCGAGGAUAUUGCGUUGAACCAAGCGAUAAAAGAAGCAGAAGAGGGAGAGGAUGGUGACCGUGAAAUCUCACUGGACGAUUUGAUUAAAGAACCUGUGGUUCAACGAACCCGGCCUAACCGGCCUAAACGUGAAGUUUGA